GCCAGCUGAGGGCAACAUCGUGUCAUUUUAAAUUCCACCCCUCCUGAAUUUUCUUUCGCAUCCCCUGUUUUUGGAGGAAGGUGGUGCUAUUGCGCACAAGCCGCUCCUGCUGCGCGCUCGGCGCUCCUGUAGCCAAGCGGGUGCUCUCCGGACAGCUCUUAUGGAUAAAUACAGAGAGGCAGCUGAGCCCCUGGUGACCCUUUACCUUUUACUAUGGCUGCAGAGACAGUAAUGAUGUUCCGUUGGAGGAUCUGAAGUCUUGUGCGCGGAUGAGUUUUGAAGUGCCCCCCAGCUUGGAGAGAAGAAGCACGAUCUGGUGGACUAGUUGCAAACCAGCCAGGAUGUUUUAACUGUGCUGCCUGUUUACUUUUUGUCUUUUUAUUCUUUUUGUUUUUGAGUGCAUUUGGAGGUAUUUUAUAUGAGUUUUGUGUUGCUCUGCAUGGAGCAGACAUGGUUUUGCGCUCUGGAAGUUUAGCCCUGAUCUCCUGAACUCCCGAUCUUUUGCGUUUUCACCCCACGCUUAAAACAGGGUUUGCAGAAGGAUCGAGGCACGGAAGAGCAAAUGGCCAACGAGCGCAAACCGCGGCUCUGCAUCAUAGCAAAGGGGGAGAACGGGUAUGGGUUUCACUUACAUGGUGAGAAAGGGAAGAGCGGCCAGUUUAUCCGCAAAGUAGAGCCAGGCUCCACUGCAGAAGCGUCGGGAAUGCGCGCCGGGGACAGGGUGGUCGCAGUGAACGGAGUCAACGUGGAGAGAGUGACGCACCACCAGGUAGUUCAAAGGAUCAAGGCAGUAGAAAAUGAGACCAGGUUGCUAGUUGUUGAUCAGGAGACAUAUGAAAGCCUCCGCAGCCUGCAUCUCACAGCCACAGAGGAGAUGGCCAUUCUCGUGACCGAGGCUGUCCCUGCUGCUUCCUCUCCUCCAGCCUCCCCCUUGUCGGCACCCUCCUCGACACCUUCCUCCCCCACCAAGAAGCGCCAGAACGGGUCUGUGUCCAAGCAGGGCGGCCAGGUGCAGAAGCCCACCAGGAGGUCACCUUCAAAGGCUGCGAAGAAGGAGGCUUCAACAGAGGUGGAAACUCGGUCUCAGCCUCAGGACCAGUCACCUCCCCAGGUCGACCCGUCUAAGCUCACUCCACGUCUGUGCCACCUGAGUCGGUCUGCGGGGGGCUAUGGCUUCAACCUCCACAGUGAAAGGUCACGGCCCGGUCAGUACAUCCGCUCCCUUGACCCGGGUUCACCCGCCGAACGAGCCGGACUGCGACCACAAGACAGGCUAGUUGAGGUGAACGGUGUGAACAUUGAGGGCAUGAGGCACACAGAGGUAGUGGCCUUCAUAAAGAAAGGCGGAGACGAGACCUGGCUGCUGGUGGUGGAUCCAGAAACGGACGAACACUUCAAGAGAACAGGAGUGGUCCCCACAAUCAGCCAUGUCAACGAUUAUGAUGGUCCUUCCAUAUCCAACGGUUCCCCCAGCCCUCAGAUCAACGGCAGCUCCACCACACAGUCCAUCAGGUCAACGCACUCAGACCUCAGUAGCCAGGGCAACAGUACGCAGCUAGCCGACGACGAUGGCAGCCAGCUUAUGGACCCUUUCGCUGAAAUCGGUCUAAGACUCAGCGCCACGGCGGCGGAGGAGAAGAUGAAGAUCCAUGCCAAGGAGAAGAAGAAGGCGCCACAGAUGGACUGGAUGAAGAAAUACGAGCUGUUCAGUAAUUUCUAAGACUAGUUUCUUGCCUUGUGAGUCUUCAGAGACCAAAGGAUAGCACUCUCUAGUUCCUUCCAAGAUGGCCCAAACAAACAAUGAGUUUUUGGACUUAAAUCUGACUGAGACUUUUAAACAGCUAAUUUGUUAAAAAUCAAACUUCUCUUAAGGAAUGGUCGUAUACUCAGAUGAGAAUAAUCCCAACAAGCGAGAGACAGAUUUUCUCCCUACCCAUCGCCUUUUCUCUAAAUGAACUAUUUGAUUCACCCCCCUCCUCCGAGGGACACACAAAAGCAGCUAUUUUUAUAUUUAAAAACCAUAAACAAGGAAAAAUAAGGAGCAUCUCUUGGUGGAAAGCCUUUUAGAGAGGUUACUGGACACUGUGACACGAAUGAUUAACUUUGUGGGAGUUUUCAUUUUUUCCAAAUCAGCCUGAGGAAGCCUGAAGCAGGCAGAAGAAUCACUGUGAAAGACUCUGCACCUCCAUCCCAUGCAGAAAAUGUUCAACCAAGAAAAGAAGGCCUUUGUAUUCUGUCUUACAUGAACUUUUACAUCUAGUAUAUCGUCAUUAAUCACCAGCAUCUUUAAUGUAGAUCAUGAAACAUUUAAAAGAACUGCUUUAUGCUCCAAUCACCCAUAACUCCUUAUCAGAAGAGCUCGAGGAGACGCAUGCAUGAUAAAGAGAGUGACCACUAACUUUUAAAGUUUAGAAGGGAACACUGGGAAGGAGCUCUUAGUUUAUAGACAGGAUGUGAUUUAAUGCUUUCUGUUUACAGCACAAAAGCAGAAGCAUUUUUGAAGUUAUUAAACUAACCCAAUACUAUUUAGAUGUACUUAAGAAUAUUUCAGAAAACAAAAAGUGGAAGAAGUGAGAGAGUUUGGAAAAAUGAAGGCAACUUAAAAUUAGACUCGAAGUGGUUUUAAUGCAGGAUGUUUCAUGUGUCGAAACAUUUUGUUUGUGUUUUUUUAACAACUUGUGGAAGCAACAUUUAAUUGCUGGCCAAGUAGCACUCUACUAAUAAUUCAGUAUUAAUUAUUAUUAUUUUUCUUUUAUAUUAGACAUGUGCAGCAGAUAAGAUUGUGAAGACAACACAUUUUUCUUCGUCACUAAAUAUCUGGAAUCCACCAGGUGAAAAGCCUUAGAAUAAAUGUAACUUUUAUUGCUGUAUCACUGAAAAGUUGAAUCAUAUUUAGAAUAAAUGAGUUUCUAUUUUCUUAUGUCAUAACACAGAGGCUCAUUUCUAGGCUGGACGAGGACUCAUAUUUAUAAUGCCCCCAUUUAUUGGGGAAAGGAUGGUAAAAAAAAUCUUCAAUCCUCAGCGUUAGAGAAUGCAGCAAAGACCUUGGGGUCACCAAGUGUCGAUAACAAUCAUUAGAUACCAUCUACAUACCAACAGGUGGUCUGAGAGGCAAACCAGGAGAAAUCCUCCUCUAUUCCACUAUCAAGGAUGUAAACAUGUGAAGUUUGCUUAACUCUACAGCAAUCUUGACUAAAACUGUGUGCUUUGUUCAGAUGAGACUAACGCUGCAUUUGAGUUGUUUCAGAACUGAGAGAUCGCAGCUGCAGACACUUCAGAUCCAAGUUGGGAGCAUUCUUAUUACAAGUAACAUAACUGGGAUUUGCUGUUUGUUUUUGUGCUAACUUCUGUUAGUAAUACAAGCAGAUAACAAUAUAUUACCCCCUAGAUUAUACGUUAAGAAACAAAUGGAACAUACCUGCAAGUAGACAUGUUGCAGCACUAUGUAUUAAUAGAGACAAAAACCAUUAGAAGCAAUAAUAAAUAGUCUGUAUCGACAUUAUUUGCUACAUUGUUUUUGUGCACAGCCAUGUUGGAUAUUAAACUUUGGGCUCCGACUUUCCCAGUCACAAUUCCAACUUUUGGGGAUGUUCUUGUUGCUUUUUAGAACAGCAAACUUGAAAACACCCGACAAGCACAAAGGGAAUGCACCGUACUGAGCUUUUCAGUAGCAAGCACUCCAGGUGUAAAAAUAAAGGUUAAUAUGUGGACUUCAUAUGUGAACUUCACUUUAAUGCUUUUUACACAUAUUUACUAGCAUAUGUGAGGUAAAGUUUAAUUGCGUUAAACUUUCCAGUUUUCUUUGAGUUUGUACCUGCUGAUUUUCAUGAAAUGAAGGAAUUAUUUGCAUAUGAAAGCGUAUGUCCCUGUCUUUUAUCUAAUGUUUGCUAAACCUAAAACAACGUGCACCAUAGAACAAGUUGUUGGGUGAUAUAAAGUGCACACUUUCAGAUUUGAUGUGUUUAUUAAACAGAAAAUAUACAUAUAUUUCAAUAUUUGACCUGUCAAUCAUUGGAUCAGAGCAAAUUAGCCACCUUCAAUCAGUAGCUGGUUGGUGCAUCACUAAUCUUGUGAAUGAAAUUAAAGUUUAUCACAUAGCUCUUCAGGCUACUUAGUUUUUAUUAAAGUGCCGAACAAUUAAUUUCAGUAUACAAAAAAGUCUUGGGACAAUGUUUGAAGUUUAACAAAAACUUACUCUCCUAUAUUAAAAGAUCAGCUACAACAUGACAGCAUGAUGGACAGGUCGUCAGGUGGAGGAAGAACUGGAGAAGCUCACAGUGAGGUCGGAGAUGUUUCAGAAAAGACACAGGGAGCCACUGAGAUUACAGAGGAUUACUAUGCAUAUAGGAACAGCUGUCAUACACAUGCUUGUAUGUGGAGAAGGUAAACAUGUAAUGCAUUAGCUUAAUUGGAGUUAGCUCUAUACUCUGACAGAGUCUGCAAAGCAUUCUGUGUUACAGAUGUAUAUGGGUCCUGUUGCAUUUUUCAAUAAAGGCUUUUUUUAAUUUA
Molecule: messenger RNA, 4509 nt
Organism: Girardinichthys multiradiatus
Lineage: Eukaryota; Metazoa; Chordata; Actinopteri; Cyprinodontiformes; Goodeidae
Product: Na(+)/H(+) exchange regulatory cofactor NHE-RF2-like
Exons: 6
Coding region: 563-1720 (385 amino acids)
Biological process (GO): protein localization to plasma membrane
Cellular component (GO): apical plasma membrane
Molecular function (GO): protein-membrane adaptor activity; signaling receptor binding
Source: RefSeq, a predicted model, not a curated record